Messenger RNA from Peromyscus eremicus (cactus mouse), 942 nucleotides. RefSeq names its product olfactory receptor 2K2. Gene Ontology annotation, biological process: G protein-coupled receptor signaling pathway. The transcript has a single exon. The record is from RefSeq and is a predicted model, not a curated record. Gene Ontology annotation, molecular function: olfactory receptor activity; G protein-coupled receptor activity. Lineage: Eukaryota; Metazoa; Chordata; Mammalia; Rodentia; Cricetidae. Gene Ontology annotation, cellular component: membrane. The coding region runs from base 1 to 942 and encodes 313 amino acids.
AUGCAAGGAGAAAAUUUCACUGUUUGGAGCCUUUUUUUCCUGGAGGGAUUUUCCCAGUACCCAAGGUUAGAAAUUGUUCUGUUUGUCUUCAGCCUUGUAAUGUAUUUGGUUACCCUCCUGGGUAAUAGUACUCUUAUUUUAAUCACUGUCCUGGAUUCGCGCCUUCAAACCCCCAUGUACUUGUUUCUUGGAAACCUCUCUUUCAUGGAUAUCUGUUACACAUCUGCUUCCAUUCCCACUUUGCUUGUGAACUUGCUGUCAUCCAAGAAAACCAUUAUCUUUUCUGGGUGUGUGGUGCAGAUGUACCUAUCCCUUUCCAUGGGAUCCACAGAGUGCAUACUUCUGGCUGUGAUGGCCUAUGACCGUUAUGUGGCCAUCUGCAACCCGCUGAGGUACCCUAUCAUCAUGAACAGGCAAGUCUGUGUGCAGAUGGCCACCGUCUCCUGGGUGACAGGCUGUCUCACUGCCCUGCUGGAAACUAGUUUUGCCCUGCAGAUUCCCCUCUGUGGAAAUGUCAUCGAUCACUUCACAUGUGAAAUUCUGGCGGUGCUAAAAUUAGCUUGCAUGAGUUCACUACUCAUGGACAUGGUUAUGCUGGUGGUCAGUAUUCUCCUCCUGCCCAUUCCAAUGCUCUUGAUUUGCAUCUCUUAUGGCUUCAUCCUUUCUACGAUUCUGAGAAUCAGUUCAACAGAGGGAAGAAACAAGGCUUUUUCAACUUGUGGUGCACACUUGACUGUGGUGAUCUUAUAUUAUGGAGCUGCUCUCUCCAUGUACCUGAAGCCUUCUUCAUCAAACUCACAAGAAAUAGACAAGAUCAUCUCAUUGCUUUAUGGAGUGCUUACCCCUAUGUUGAACCCAAUAAUUUACAGCUUAAGAAACAAAGAAGUAAAAGAUGCUGUGAAAAAACUGCUGGGCAAAGUGCCAUUGGUACCAAGUGUGUGA